GCUAAGAGGAAUUCUGAACUGUAAAGCAGAUGCUAGUAUGUCGGAAAAGCAAGAAACUAGCUAUUCAAAAGAGAAGAGUAAGCGUGAAAGUUCACCGUCAAUAGAACCAUCGAAGCCAGCGGAUAACAAAAAUCUACUCAGUCCGAGUGAGCUCGUGAGUUUGGUAUCGAAAUUAACAAAAUUGACGACAAAGGAAACGAAAAAAGAUACGAGGCAAAAGUUAUCGUCGUUGACAAUUGAGGGUAUUACUGAAUAUAUUCUUAAAUAUGAAGUCAAAAAUAUAAUUGUUCUGACAGGAGCGGGUAUAUCCACAUCCGCUGGUGUUCCAGAUUUUCGAAGUCCAGGUACUGGGUUAUAUGAUAAUGUAUCACAGUACAAUUUACCGGAUCCAAUGGCUGUUUUUGAUAUUUCUUAUUUCAAGAAAAACCCUGAACCAUUCUACAAAUUAGCAAAAGAUUUGUUCCCGUCACAUUUGAAGCCUACUCCUUGUCAUUAUCUAAUUCGUUUGAUGGCUGAAAAAGGUUUGCUGCUGAGGUGGUAUACACAGAAUAUUGAUUCCUUGGAAUUUGUGACUGGUAUCAGUGAAGAUAAGCUGGUGACAGCUCAUGGAUGCCAUCACACAAGCACUUGUUUAUCGUGUCACGCAAAAUUUGACCUGGAUUGGAUAAUGAAUAAAGUAUUCGCGGAACAUGUCAAAGUAGCACAUUGUGAUAAGUGUGAUGGAGUCGUUAAACCAGAUAUCGUAUUUUUUGGCGAAAAUCUUCCUGAACGAUUUUUCAAUUGCUCAAUCAGAGAUUUUCCCAAAUGUGAUCUUCUGAUCAUUAUGGGAACAUCUCUCGUCGUACAUCCUUUCGCGGGAUUAGUUGAUGAAGUUAACGAUGAUGUGCCACGAUUAUUGAUCAAUUUAACAGAAGCUGGACGCAACAUGAGCUCACUGUUCUCUUAUGGCGGAAGUUCUGGCUUAUGCUACCGCGAUAAGAAUAACUAUAGAGAUGUAUUUUGGCAAGGUACAACGGAUGAUGGGGCUUGGAAACUAGCGGAAUUAUUGGGAUGGAAGACAGAGCUUGAGAAAUUGAUCGAAGCAGAAUUGAAGAAAAUCGAUGAAAAGGAAGGAAAGGAUGAGAAAAAUGCCAAGCCUACUGUCGCAACAACCGAUAGCAUCAGGGGUGAUGAAAGAACGAAUGGGAAAUCAUUUGAACGAGACAAAUCAGUCGAUGAAGAACCAGACAAAUCAUAAAAUGUAUAUUUGAUUUAAUCUUGUUUUUGAUCUUCAUUUCCGGUAAUUAAUCAGUGAUUGUUUUUUCCAGUUUCAUAUUCGUUCUGUCAAUGAUUCAUCUAAUGAUGUUAAUUUCAAGUCAUUAUACUGUUGUAUUUAUACUUACUGUUUUCAAGAGAUUGGUAGCAAUUAACCAUUGGAGGUUUCAAUAGUUAAUGGUUUUUCCAAGAUAUGUUUUUAUACCUUUUCUUUGGGAUUUGUAAUGAAUUCAAUUGUAUGACAUCAUAACGAUUUCAGCAUAUGAAUGAAAGUGCUGUACAGUAAUUCCGGUAAUAAAAUUAUGGUAUUGUGA
Messenger RNA from Loa loa (African eye worm), 1568 nucleotides. RefSeq names its product transcriptional regulator. Bases 38 to 1237 code for a protein of 399 amino acids. NCBI's taxonomy places the organism in Eukaryota, Metazoa, Nematoda, Chromadorea, Rhabditida, Onchocercidae. The record is from RefSeq and is a predicted model, not a curated record. The transcript is spliced from 9 exons. Gene Ontology annotation, molecular function: histone deacetylase activity, NAD-dependent; NAD+ binding.